This is a messenger RNA of Ilyonectria robusta, 1548 nucleotides long. RefSeq lists its product as uncharacterized. Gene Ontology annotation, molecular function: NADP binding; flavin adenine dinucleotide binding; N,N-dimethylaniline monooxygenase activity. The transcript has 4 exons. Bases 1 to 1548 code for a protein of 515 amino acids. Lineage: Eukaryota; Fungi; Ascomycota; Sordariomycetes; Hypocreales; Nectriaceae. The record is from RefSeq and is a predicted model, not a curated record.
AUGCAAGGUCAAGGAGAAGAGGGCCUUGGCCAGCGUCACAAGGCCGUCAUUAUCAUUGGAGGGGGGUUUGGAGGUAUUGCUAUGGCCUGCCAAUUGAAGAGAAAGCUAGGAUGCACCGACUUCUGUCUGCUGGAACGUCAAUCGGGCAUAGGAGGCACGUGGUGGAUCAAUACCUACCCAGGCAUAGCCUGUGACAUUCCUUCGCCGUUCUAUUCCUUCUCCUUCUCCCAAAAGCCGGAUUGGUCAACGUUCUAUGCACCAGGCAAGGAGAUUUGUCAGUACCUUGAAAAGGUAGUCCACGACUUCGAACUGGGGGACAAGCUGUACUUGGAUACAGAAGUGUGCUCAUGCAAGUGGAACACCAAAAUCAGCCUGUGGGAGGUUACAACUCGCCAGUUGUUGCCAGGCCUCGGGGACCUCUCCAGUGCGGAACAAAAACGGAUUCUAGAAACCAAAGGUCCUUCAUCAGUCUUCUUGAACGAGACGACGUGGACCUGCAGGCUCCUUAUCAGCGCUAUCGGGGGCCUUGAUAAAUUCCAAGAAAAGGUCAUCCACUCGGCAAGAUGGGAUUCAAACACUGACUUUCGCGGGAAGAAUGUUGUGGUCGUGGGAACUGGGUGCAGCGCUGCUCAGUUGGUUCCGCGGUUACUUAACAGCGACUACGGGGCCAGCCACGUCACGCAGCUCAUGAGAGAGCCUCCAUGGGUGCUACCCCAUGCCACGCCUCCUCUGGGUAAUCACUUCUACGAAAAAUGGAGUCCAUUGCUAUGCUCGUACAUACCAGCCUACAUACAGGCAUUUAGAGCCGUGGUUGCCUUGGUCACUGAGCUUGAUUUUCAGCUCUUCGGUGCCAGUCAUUCUAGCAAGCGGAAAAGACACCAUCUUGAACAAAAGCUACUUCAGCACAUAAGAAAAACGGUUCCGAGUAAAUACCAUAACAUAUUGACGCCAAAGUACUCCAUAGGAUGCAAGCAGCGUAUCUACAAUACUACAUGGUUCCCUUAUUUACACGACUCGCGAAUUGAGCUUACAACUCUGGCGAUGGAAAGUGUUGAUGAGAAUAGCAUAACUCUACGUCCAGGUCCAAAGACCCAUCCGACAGAGAAGAGCCUUAAAGCUCGCAGGGUUCCCGCCGACAUCAUCGUGCUCACAAACGGUUUUGCCGUCAGCCAAUGGUUCCAUCCUCUUGAGGUCGUGGGAAGCAAGGGGACGACCUUGGAAGGGGAGUUCGAGGAGCGAGGAGGCCCACAAUUGUAUCGUGGCACAGCUCUUGACGGGUUCCCUAAUCUAUUUCCUCUCUUUGGCCCCAACAGUUUCACAGGGCACAGCAGCGUCGUGCUUGGCCUCGAAAACCAAGUAGAUCAUGCCAUCAGGCUGAUGCGUCCUGUUCUUGCUGGAGAAGCCAAGACAGUAGAGGUAAAACGGUCUGCCGUCGUCAACUACAAUGAAGAAGUACAGUUAGACUUGGGAAAGAUGGUAUGGAACAGCGGUGGCUGCUCCAACUGGUAUGUGGCUUCUAAUAGCCGCAAUUCCAUGUCAUACCCGUAA